Molecule: messenger RNA, 3909 nt
Organism: Physcomitrium patens
Lineage: Eukaryota; Viridiplantae; Streptophyta; Bryopsida; Funariales; Funariaceae
Product: calcium-transporting ATPase 2, plasma membrane-type
Biological process (GO): calcium ion transmembrane transport
Cellular component (GO): plasma membrane; intracellular membrane-bounded organelle
Molecular function (GO): P-type calcium transporter activity; ATP hydrolysis activity; ATP binding
Source: RefSeq, a predicted model, not a curated record
UGCCUCCUCCUCCUCCUCCUCCCCCCACUUCUUGCGCUUUCUCUCCUGCUCUCUUCGUUGGGUUCUAUUUCCUUCAAUUGUUUUCGCCUGCGGAAGUAUUCCCAGGUGUCGAGGUUCAGUUGGGUGCCCUGAUGUUGUUCUUAUCUGAGUUCUGUGACUCAUCGUUUUCCUAGGCCUCGCAUUUUUCUCUUUACCUAACGUCGCGCAUCUAGUUUGCUCGCUCGCCUUGCUUGGCGUUGAAUUACGGAACUAUGGUCACAUGCUAGAGCGUAAUGCUUAUAUAGAAGGCUAGAGACAAGCGGGUUACGUUGUCGUUCGGGACUGUUUGCGGGUAUUUUCUUUUGCAAUGUCGGAGGAAGAUGAUUCCACAUUAUUUUCGCCUCGGAUCCUCCACCCGAAGCUGGAGAAACUUACUUCCAUGAGUAAGUUUCACGUUGCUGGGAAGGGCGGCGACCCUGAAUCGCUGGCAACAUGGCGCAAGUACAGUCUUGCUCUUAACGCCACCCGCCGAUUUCGGUACACUGCUGAUUUAGAGAAACGGAGAGAGCUGCAAGAAGCCUUGGAGGAAAAACGGCGUAAAUUUCGCGCCGUUGGUGCCGCCGCCAAAGUUGCUACCAGAAUCAAUGGCAUGAUCAAGAAUCUGAAAUCAGGUGACAAUUCUGAGCGCACCGAAGCGAAGAAGACCAUUCAGGUGGAUGCGCAAGUGCUUGCAAGGCUGGUUGAAAAAAAAGAUGCUAGUGUGCUCCAUGAUUUGGGCGGCACCACGGGAUUGGCAAAGAAUCUUAAAACGUCCCUAAAAGAGGGACUCAGGAUGGACGAAAAUGACUUUAAUUGGCGACGUGAAGUCUUUGGAACGAACACUUUUCCAGAAAAGCCACCCAAAGGUUUCUGGACCUUUGUAUGGGAGGCCAUGCAGGACUUGACGCUCAUGAUUCUGGCUGUGUGUGUAGUCGUGUCGCUCAUCAUCGGAGUUAUAACUGAGGGAUGGGAGGAAGGGUGGUACGACGGCGCUGGAAUUGGAUUUAGUAUCUUGCUGGUGGUUUUUGUGACAGCCACUAGCGAUUAUCAGCAGUCGCUUCAAUUCAGAGAUCUCGAAUCCGAGAAGAAGAAAGUGUUCGUCGAAGUGGUGCGAAACGCGCGCCGCCAGAAAGUACUCAUCUUCGAGCUUUUAGUAGGCGACAUUGUGAAUUUGAGUACCGGCGAUCAAGUUCCAGCAGAUGGUUUGUAUAUCUCAGGAUGUUCCCUGUCCAUUGACGAGUCUAGUAUGACAGGAGAGAGUGAACCUCUGAAGGUCAACGAGGACAGUCCUUACCUUCUUUCGGGAACAAAAGUCCAGGACGGCAGUGGGCUGAUGCUUGUUACCGGGGUUGGCAUGAACACUGAAUGGGGUCAUCUCAUGGCCACGCUUAGCGAAGGUGGUGACGAUGAAACCCCUCUGCAGGUCAAACUCAACGGAGUGGCCACACUUAUCGGCAAAAUCGGUUUGAUGUUCGCAGUAGUAACCUUCUUAGUCCUCUUGGGGAGGUACUUGUUCAGCAAAGAAUCACUUUCAGAAUGGUCUGGCACGGAUGCUGUUACUAUUGUGAACUUCUUCGCCAUCGCGGUAACUAUUAUUGUUGUUGCUGUUCCCGAGGGACUUCCAUUGGCUGUUACGCUUACACUUGCAUUUGCAAUGAAGAAAAUGAUGAAUGACAAGGCUCUUGUGCGGCAUCUGUCAGCCUGUGAAACCAUGGGAUCGGCUACCACGAUCUGCAGUGACAAGACGGGGACUCUUACUACAAACAAGAUGACUGUUACUAAGGCGUGGGUCGCAGGUAGACUUCGUGAAGUGGGGAAUAUCCGAUCCGACCUUUCUCCUAACAUUUUUGAAAUCCUCCUGGAAGGAAUAUUUCGAAAUACAUGUGGUGAUAUUCAAGAGAAAAACGAUGGUUCGACCCCCAGUUUCCUCGGCACACCCACUGAAACUGCUAUUUUGGGAUUCGGUUUGGCUGUGGGCGGGAAGUUCAAAGAAUGCUGCAUUAAUGGUGAGAUGGUGAAAAUGGAGCCGUUCAAUUCCGUUCGCAAGACGAUGGGAGUUGUCGUGGACACUAAGGAUGGGAAAUUGCGAGCACACUGGAAGGGUGCGUCUGAAAUUGUACUGAAGCACUGUGACAAGACCAUUGAUGCUGAUGGAAAUAUUGUCCCGCUCAAUGAGGCGAAAGUGAAAGAAAUCAAAGGUAUCAUUCACACAUUUUCUGAUGAGGCCCUGCGGACGCUUUGUUUGGCCUUCAGGGAGGUUGACACUUGCCCUGGUCGGGAUGACCCUAUUCCAAACAAGGGUUUGAUCUUGAUGGCAAUUAUGGGAAUUAAGGACCCUGUGCGUCCCGGGGUGCGGGAAGCUGUGAAAUUGUGCUUUGCUGCAGGAAUUAAGGUGCGAAUGGUGACUGGCGAUAGUAUCAACACUGCCAAGGCUAUUGCUCGUGAAUGUGGGAUUCUUACCGAUGGAGAGGCGAUCGAGGGCCCAGCGUUUCGAGAUAUGAAUCCUGAAGAAAUAAGAAAGCUUAUUCCUUCUUUGCAGGUUAUGGCAAGGUCUUCACCUUCAGAUAAACACACGUUGGUGCGUGAGCUUCGUGCAUUGGGAGAAGUGGUGGCCGUGACAGGUGAUGGCACCAAUGAUGCUCCUGCUUUGCAUGAAUCUGACAUCGGAAUGGCGAUGGGCAUUGCGGGUACAGAGGUUGCUAAGGAAAGUGCAGAUGUGGUUAUACUGGACGAUAAUUUCUCUACCAUUGUCGUUGUGGCCAAGUGGGGUCGUUCUGUGUAUACAAACAUUCAAAAGUUUGUACAGUUCCAGCUUACUGUUAACCUGGUUGCUCUGGUCAUUAAUUUCAGUUCCGCUUGCAUUACAGGUACUGCGCCUCUUACCGCAGUUCAGCUCUUGUGGGUAAACCUGAUUAUGGACACCCUAGGGGCACUUGCUUUGGCUACUGAGCCUCCUAACGACGAGCUUAUGAUGAAACCUCCAGUUGGUCGGAACGGGAGCUUUAUAAGCAAUGUGAUGUGGCGUAACAUCUUUGGACAGGCUAUUUAUCAGUUGGCCGUUCUCUCGGUGCUGCAGUAUAGAGGAAAAGGGUUUUUCCACCUCGAGGGAGAAGACUCCACAAUCAUAUUGAACACAAUGAUUUUUAAUGCGUUUGUUUUCUGUCAGGUAUUCAACGAGAUCAACUCGCGAGAGAUGGGAAAGCUGAAUAUCUUCCGCCACACAUUCAACAACUGGGUGUUCAUUCUCGUCCUCACUUUCACAGUUGCCUUCCAAAUUGUCCUUGUGCAGUUCCUGGGGAAGUUUUCAGGCACAACCCCGUUAAACAAGGAACAAUGGAUGAUAACUGUGGGUAUUGGAUUUGUUAGCUUGUUCGUUGCUGUAAUUGUGAAGUUAAUUCCUUUGCCAAAAGCCCCCAUGUUUAGUAGCCCUCCAAGAGGCUAUCAACAAAUCCCCAGUGAGCCCGUGUGAUCUUUAUCACGCGUGAGUACCUGGAUGGUGGUGUCUGGUUGAUCGAAUCAUACUGAAUUAAUCCUUUACAGAGAUUGUGAAAGCAUAGAACGGCUUUGGGGAACAUAGAACAAAUAUUUACAUGGACAACAUAUCUUGGAGGGCUACUAAACAAAUAGUAGUCCUCCAAGAUAUGGCUUUCGCAAAUAGGACCCCGUUGUAAAGACGGUGAAAUGCUUUGCUGACUAGUUCACAUAAUGGAGUUCGAACUGAUCACUUUCAUUGAGCAGUUUUCCUACGGCUAGGGCAGUGACCAAUCCCUCAACACGCAUCAACACUUGAGAAAUCUCCUCGUGAACUAUUGAGCUUGUUGAACAUCCAGUUGGUGCGUAAUAUUUGCAAUGGACCCAAUAUUACCUGGCAACGAACAUGGUUUCACGUUA